Panicum hallii is the source of this 2603-nucleotide messenger RNA. RefSeq lists its product as uncharacterized. The transcript is spliced from 13 exons. The coding region runs from base 673 to 1410 and encodes 245 amino acids. The record is from RefSeq and is a predicted model, not a curated record. Gene Ontology annotation, cellular component: mitochondrial outer membrane. Lineage: Eukaryota; Viridiplantae; Streptophyta; Magnoliopsida; Poales; Poaceae.
GGGAAGGACGGGCGCGCCAGGGGGAAGCGCCCGUCGGCCUCCCCGAGGACCUCCCCGUCGCCGAGAAAGCGCGGAAAGGCUGAGGUGUCCGAGCCCAAGGAGAAUGCGCCAGCCGCGGUGGUGGGGGAGAGUUCGGGGCCCACGGUGGCGGGGGAGCCGUUACUGCAGAAACGGCAGCAGCCCCGGCGGGCUUGGGCGAGGAAGCUGUCGCAGUACCCGCAGGGCAUAGGCCAAACCGAUCAAGGUCAAAGAUGGCAAUCCUUUAAGGAUGGGCAACAAGGAAUACUUAUCCCUGACUCUGAUGAUAUUGAAGCAACAAUUGCUAACUCCCCGUAUUAUGUCAGUGCGACUGCAAAUCAGAUGCACUUGUCAUCUGCAUUUGUAAACAUUGAAAACGAGUUCAGAAAGUGCUUACAAGAAAUUUCUUCUCAAAAUCGCCGAAUUCUAUUAUAUGGUCCACCAGGUUCUGAAGGGUAUCAGGAAGCAUUGAUAAAGGCGCUUGCAAAGCAUUUUGGUGCUAGAAUUCUCAUACUUGAUUCUCUUAUGCUUUGUGGAGUAUCAUCGAAAUUUAAGGAGUCCCUAAGUGAGCUCAAUAUGGAGAAGAAUGGUGCACGAGCUUCUAGUUCAUGAGCUGAUAUUGUGGGAACAUCCAACAAAAAUACUUUAAACUCGAUGCCAAGGGCCCCUGCUUAUGGAUCUCGUAGCCAAGUGGUGCUGGCUUCUGAAAAUACUCAGUUCUCUAAUGUUGGAUCUAGAUUUGAAAGUCCUACCACAGAUGAUGUUGAACCUCGGCCAGGCUCUUCUGGUGGUAAAGAAGUUUCUAGCAAUGCUUUCGAAGAGUUGAUUGAGGUCAUUUCAGAAGAAGGUAAAAGCAGCAAAUUGAUUGUGUUACUCAAGGAUGUAGAGAGGUUGUUGGCAGAAUAUAGAGAAUGGCCGGAAAGCAAACUACCACUGUGUGUUCUGAUAAUCGGGUCUCAAAUUCAGGCACAGAGAGAUAAGAAUCAGCAGAUAUCCUCUGGAAGCAAGCCUGAGAAAAGCAGAAGUGGUAUGGAGUCGAGAAAUAAUCUAAAGGAUCUUUUCCCUAAUAAGAUCUCCAUUGAAGUUCCACAGAAUGAAGAGCAGCUCUCAUAUCUCAUGAAAGAACUAGAAUACGAUACUGAAAUGCUUAAAGCUAGAGCCGAUGCUGUUAACAUCGAUGAGGCAAUGUCUUCGGAGCGAAACCACAACACCUUAGGUGCCUUCCUGCCGUCCCCGACUCAAAGAUGGUGGGUUACAAGAACCAGUACGUGGACCUAUGGUCAUGCGGGCAAGCACGGGAGCCCUGGGCAGAGACUUGGAGGCGGCUUCCGCUCGUCUUCCACGACGCCGACGUGGUGGAGGCUGUGGAGAUCAGUCUGCCGGACUACGUGAAGCGGGAGUGGCGUGAUGAGACCGGCAGCAUCAGCAUGGUGCUCAAGAAGCACCCGGGUCCCAUCCAGUGCUUCCGCGUCGACCGCACGGCGUGCCCGGGGCCGGGGCUGCUGCGGGAGUGGGUCGACACGCUGUCGGCGAAGGAGGUGCGUGACCUGGUGCUCGUCAACGUUACGCGGCCCACGUAGGAGCUGGAGUUCCCUCCCCACCGCCUCCGGAGCCGCAGCCUGAGGAGCCUGGCGCUCGGAUUCUUCGGGCUGGCGGCGCUGGGCCUCAACUGUUGCAACAACCUGGUGACCGUCCGCAACCUCAACCUCUCCGGCUGCCGCUUCUCCGGGCAAGCUCUCUCAGCGGUGAUCUGCAGCCUACCAGAGCUGAGCGGCCUGACGGUGGGGCGCAGUGACGUGACGGCUGGAUGCCAGGGUCUGGCGAUCGAGUCCAGGACGCUCGAGACGCUGCAUUUCUGGGAGUGCAGCGCGAGCGCCGUCACCGUCGUCAGCGCCCCGGCGCUGCACGCACUGACCGCCGGCCUCGUCCCCUACCCCGCACUGAAGACGGUAUUCAUCGACCUGAGGUCCGCCGAGGCGCUGCGGACGCUCCAUCACCUUGCCCUCCACCUGCAUCGACUCAAGACCGGCCACGCCGUUUGGUUCAGGGGGCGGGCCGUCAUGGCGCUGCCGUGCCUGGACACCCUGGUCGUCGGCGUCCAGUUCGGCAUGUCUGGGCAAGCGCCGGUUCUUCUGGAGCUACUCGGCGGACUGCCUCGACUGCAAAAGCUCACGCUAUGCCGAUCUGAUGAUCUCUUGCCACAUGGUGAGGAUGCCAAGGCUUGGUCUUUCGACUACAUCCCGCGGUGCCUCACCCACUCACUCCAGCAACUGGUCAUGAUACACUACAGAGCGGGAUCCGAGGAGAUUGCCGUUGUCAGAUGCCUGCUCUCGGCCGCCACCGGGCUCGUCUCCGUCACCCUUGUUCCGCAUGCUACGGUGCCACUGGAGGAGCACGACGCCGCCGCCGCCGCAUUCGGCACCUGCCCCAGAGCGUCCAAGGCCUGUACUAUCUCCGUACACAGAGACCUUGUGCUGGAUGCUGCAUCGCCCCCAGCAGCAAGCUAAGGAUGUACUGUAGAUGCAAGCUCAUAUCUGUAAAACAAUCGAAAAUACCAAGAUAAAUGCAGUUGUAUCUGACAAUCU